CUCCCACGCCCGCCGCUCCCUCGCCUCGCCCUCCGCCAGACGCCUGCCCGCGCGCUGCCGCUCCUCGUGCUCGCCCGCGUGCCUGCCUCGCCGUCGCCGUUGCGCGCGUCUUGCUGACUGUCUCGCCUCUCUCCUUCCAUCUCCAUCCCUCCCUCCCUCUCGCUCUCCCAACUCCCACGCACUCCCUUGCUCCCUUCGCUCGCUCCCACACGCGCCUCGCUGCCGCACCCACAACACGCUCCUUUCUGCCGCGCCUCUGCCGCUGCCGCUUGCUUGCUGCUCCUCCUCGCGUCCGCCUGCUGCUGCCGUAGCAGUCCCGCGCCGCACGUCUCCACCAUGAAGACAUCACUCGCCCUCGCCGCCCUCGCCGCGGCCGUGCUGGGCCUCGCCGCUGCGCCGGCCGCCGCGCUCGAGGAGCAGAGCGCCGGCCACGGCCACAUGCGCCGGCACCACGCCAAGAUCCAGAACAUCCAGAAGCGCUACCAGGGCCACGCCACGUUCUACAACACGCAGACUGGCAACGCUGGCUCGUGCGGCCGCAUGCUGCACAACAGCGAGUACGUCGUCGCCGUCGCCGGUGGCAUCAUGAACUCGGGCCUCUGCGGCAAGACCGUCACCAUCUCCGCCAACGGCAAGACGGCGCAGGCGACCAUUGAGGACACGUGCCCGCCCGGCGGCGGCAACUGCGGCGGUGCUGACCUCGACCUGAGCCCGUCGCUCUUCGCCUUCUUCGCGCCCGUCUCCGUCGGCAAGAUGCCCAUCUCGUGGUCCAUCGGCGGCGGCGGCGGUGGCAACAGCGGCGGUGGCGGCGGCGGCAACAACAACGAUGAUGACGACGACGACGACAACGGCGCGGCCGCCGCUGCCGCUGCUGCUGCGGCCAAGAAGGCCGCUGCCCGCGCAUCUGCCGCCGCCGCAUCUGCCCUCGCCGAGGCGUCUGCGUCGCGCAGCUCGGCGUCCGAGGCCCGCGCCAGCUCGCUCUCCGAGGCCAGCGAGAGCCGCGCGAGCCGCUCGUCGGUCGCGUCCGAAUCGCGCGCCAGCUCGCUCUCCGAGGCUCGCGAGAGCCGCUCGAGCGUGGCCAGCGUCGCGUCGGCGUCGAGCGCCUCCGUCGCCGCCGCCGAGGCCAGCGCGGCCGCCGAGGCUGAGCGCCCCAAGGUCAUCGAAAACUACGUGGCCGUGUUCGAGGGCAUGAACAACAUGGUCGCCGCCGCGCAGAGCUAAGCGUCGUCUCCACUCUUGCCUCCUUACGCCCGCCACGACCUGCUUCACCACUCGUCGACGCUGUGCGCCGACCAUCUCGUCCCUCGCCUGCCGCGCUGCGGCGCCGCAGGCUGUCCCGCUUCUUAUUGCCCUCGUCGCUGCCACCUCGUCUUACGGACAAGCCGUUCCCUUGCCCUCGUGCCCGUCCCUGUGUCCCGCUCAUACCUGUGCGCGCUCGAUGCCUGCCACACGCUUCUCCCUACGACGAUGCUUCCAUUCACCUACACGUCCUUCGCCCUCCUACCCUACUACAGCCCGCCUCUCCUCUCUCCACCUUACUCAGACUCACCGCCGGCGCCGUCGCCGAGUGCGGCCGUGCGCCACGAGGAGCGUGUAAUGUCGAUGGAUGUGCCGUC
Tilletiopsis washingtonensis is the source of this 1616-nucleotide messenger RNA. RefSeq lists its product as hypothetical. Lineage: Eukaryota; Fungi; Basidiomycota; Exobasidiomycetes; Entylomatales. The record is from RefSeq and is a predicted model, not a curated record. The coding region runs from base 337 to 1221 and encodes 294 amino acids. The transcript is spliced from 3 exons.